GCUGCCCCAGCGCCGCAGCUCAUUCACCACGUUUCCAACCUCAGCCUCGCCCGCUGGCUCCUUCAUCAACUCCCUCUUGCUUCCUCUCUCUCUCUUUCACGGGGAUGCGAACUUUCGGCCGACCCUUCAGUUCCUCCUGCGCAGCGUAGGCUGCUCGUCUCGGGCGCCAGCGGCUACGGGAAAUGGCGGCUACUAAGACGGCGGCGGCGGCUUUAGCACUCGGCCUCGUGGCAUCGGUGUUUCUCCUCCUGAGACAAGGAGGACGAUACACGACCAUCCUUGCAGAAUUUCCCGGCGAUAGCAAUGCCCUCCGAGUCUACGGGGACCCUCGACGACAGGUGGUGCGCCGCAGCGACGAUAGACAUAUCGCUCGCGGUGGCGCUGUGGACGGCGGACCCGCUAGGGGACCCUCGUCCAUGCCUUCCCAGCAACGGCGAAGCCGGGCGCUGCAGGGGUUGAGCUGGCAGCAGGAUGGAGCGCUGGCGGCGGCCCCUGCCUCGGACGGAGGAGUUUUCCCGGCCUUGGAGGAAAGCACGGUCAUGUUCCUGCACGUGUUCAAAUGUGCCGGUUCGACCCUGAGGCGGAUGCUGGUGGCGUGGGCCGAAGCCGAGGACGAGCUCGGGGCUAUUGUCCACCGGUGCAACUACACUUCCGAGGCUCGAGAAAUUUGUCUGGCGCACUUCAAGCUCGUCGACGAGCCGGUCCAGCUCGAGCUCUUGUCGAGGCAAAAGGUGCUAGCCGGCCACUUUCUCUGGGGGUUCCAGCGCCAUUUAAGGAGGCCGUACCUGAUGGUCACGGCUCUGAGAAACCCGCUCGAGGUGUACGUAUCCGCUCAGCAAUACACCCACAAGAGAAAGACCAAAACUCUCGAAAAGGCCCAGGCGUUUGUCUCGAAAGCGAUGCGCAAGACGUUGCGACAGUACGGGGACGGACCGGCACUGGGCGAAGAAGAAAUGCCAUUCGGAGGGAAAUCACCGCAGCAGAUCGGAGGCUUCGUCUUCCGGCUGGUGGGAAUUAACAAGAAGCAGUUGUACGGGGAGAAGUUGGAGGUGGCUGUGACCAAGGCAAUAGAGAACCUCGAGACGUUCUGGCUGGUGGGACUGGUGGAGCAGUACGCGGGUUUCGUAGAGGUAUUGGAGCUUCUUCUGGACCCGGAAAGGAAGCAUGUUGACGUCUGGCAGACGUACUCGACUCGUCAAUUCAACACGUCUCCACUGAGGUCCCGCGACGUCUUGGCGGCUUUAGACCCGCAGCUGGUGCGCGAAUUCAACGGAUCUUUGGCUUUGCAGUGGCGGGUGUACGAGAAAGCCGUUGCCCUGUGGGAUCUUCGAUGUCGGGAAGUCCUCCCGGUCGCGAAGCACGAGGAGUUGUGCACCGUCGCCUUACCUUUUUCGGAGUACCGAUAGUAACGUUCCGUGGUAGUAUACCAUUACCGUGAUAUGUUUUCAACGGUAAUACUGGUGUUUUUCCAUGGUAACACAGUAGCAAUAUAUUGGCCUCGCGUCUUCCGUGUGGAACGUUGCGUUACCUCAUUCGAUGUAUAGCUGGUGGAGUACUUCUAUUUUACGUUGUUUUUUUUAGGAGCUUAGUUGGUUUGGGCCCGUGGACUAGACGCUACGGGUUGUGCUGGGUGGAUGGGGUCGAUUAUAAGGUUGCUUUUGGUGAACGUACGUGAGAUAUGUGGACGCUGUGUUCUGUUUACUUGGGCCCCGUGCAACGGGAUGAUGUGUAUACGGCGCCGGUGAAGCAAGCGAGAGUUUCGUAGAUUAGAGUAUUAUAAUAAUUUGUUGGGUUCGGUUUUGAAAAUGUAUGUGUGCAGGGUGUGGCCGUUGAUGUGGGACUCGCAUUUAACCCCCAACGCCAAUGAUCUUAGUCAAGGUCCCCUGCACCACUUCCUGCUCUGAAAUCCCUAUUAACGUCCCAAAAUAUUUUGGAACACUUCAUAGGAAUUUACAAUCAGAUAUGGUGGUUUGGCGUGGUGAAAGGGGGUCCAAAUGUUUGUCCAUUGUUUCAUUUUGGGACUGUCACGUGGGGACGAACUGUCCCCAAAAGCUUGUUGCGUGGCAAGGGGGUUAAAGUGAGGGUAAAAGUAGUCCCGAGUGUUCCAUGACUGUAUUUGUAGGGCGUGUAUCGGUUGACCGCUGCCGUAGCUUGGGCCAAUGAGGCCUCAGGAAAGACGAUAGUGGAUGCUGGAGUCGUUGCUGAAGACCGCUCGGCGAAAGAGCCCCGGAGACACAGCGUGUUAUAACGUACGUUCUGUUGUCCUCAACCCUUCAAGCUCGCCACAUGUCAAGCGGCACGAAGCGUCGGAACCAUGCGUGUAUUUUUUUGUUCUAGCAUCGACCGCGCUGCUAACCGGCUGACGUGAAAAUACAUGAUGUGUGGGUAUGGAAGACCCCAGGCGGAACUAUCCAGACAUCCACCUCGUCUCCG
Molecule: messenger RNA, 2433 nt
Organism: Ectocarpus sp. CCAP 1310/34
Lineage: Eukaryota; Phaeophyceae; Ectocarpales; Ectocarpaceae
Source: the annotation of a GenBank genome assembly